AUGGCAUACCUAUGCAUACACCUCAUCUUCUUCCUAUUUCUCUUCCCAAUAUCUGCUUUGGCUCAAAAAAAUGGUAUUGUGCCUUUGGGCAGUACUUUGACCGCAGGUGAAACAUCUGCUAGUUCUUGGCUUUCACCUUCUGGUGAUUUUGCAUUUGGGUUCCGACAAUUUCAGGAUAAGGAUCUGUUCUUGUUUUCCAUAUGGUAUUACAAGAUACCAGACAAAACCGUAGUUUGGUUUGUUUAUUCAAUAGAUCUAGUGCCACGAGGAUCAACUCUAAAGCUUGAUGCUCGGAGUGGGCUUGUGCUCCGUGAUCCUCAAGGCUUACAACUUUGGAGUGCCGAUGUCAAUUCUAGUCAAGUUGACCAUGGUUUUAUGAAUGAUACCGAUUUGAUACUUGGCGAUUCUCUUAGUUCUCGACAGUCAGCAACAAAAUUUUCCCAAGGAAGAUUUUAUCUCCGUUUUCUUUAUGACGGAAAUCUAGUGCUUGCUACCCGAAGUGUGCCAACCAAUGUGUAUGAUGAUGCUGAGUACUUAAUAGUCAGACUUCUGAUCCUACAGUUUUGUUUUCUGGACAUUUACUGGAAAUCCGAACUGGAAGGUUCUUUGGUAUUUGCCGGAGAAUAUAUGUUUCAUUACUGGAGAAAAGGGGAGCGGAGCUUGUGGAUUAACAGUAUUUGCCACCUUGAACACGGGAGACCGGCUUGUGCGUGUCCAGAAGGGUAUAUACUGCUUGAUCCAGACGACAAGUACGGCAGCUGCUUGCCAAACUCUUCUCUCGGCUGUGGUGCAGUAAAGGAGGGCUCUGCAGAAAACCUUUAUGAUUUUGUGGUGAUCAAUGACAUAGAUUGGCCACUGUCUGACUUCGAGCAAAUAUAUCCUUCAAAUGAAACUGUUUGUGAGCAAGCUUGCUUGCAGGAUUGUUUCUGUGUUGUGGCCAUUUUCAGAGACAACAGUUGCUGGAAGAAGAAGCUGCCACUUUCUAAUGGAGGGUGGACACUAGUCUUCGGUCAAAAGCUUUCAUCAAAUAUCGCAAAAGUGAUGCCCCUCAGUACAUCAAACUUUUCGUCCAGUUCCAGUAGGAUCGAUGUCUUAAUGCUUUAA
This is a messenger RNA of Coffea arabica (coffee), 1104 nucleotides long. The record is from RefSeq and is a predicted model, not a curated record. NCBI's taxonomy places the organism in Eukaryota, Viridiplantae, Streptophyta, Magnoliopsida, Gentianales, Rubiaceae.